Molecule: messenger RNA, 3358 nt
Organism: Annulohypoxylon maeteangense
Lineage: Eukaryota; Fungi; Ascomycota; Sordariomycetes; Xylariales; Hypoxylaceae
Exons: 3
Coding region: 554-2647 (697 amino acids)
Source: RefSeq, a predicted model, not a curated record
GUUAGCUUUCAAGGUUUGCCCCGCCUCAUCGUCAUGCGCCGUCUCCGCCCUUGCAUCUAGGCUUAGAGACGGCAGCUGCUAGCUGUACUGGUACUUACCUACCCACAGCCGUCCAUGUAAGUAUUGGAGGUUUGGAGGUAGAAUGCGCGAACAACGCAAGUACCUACCCUAAUUAAACCUUAAUUCUAACAUUGAAUCUAUUUUCCCUCACGACUAUAUUCUUUCCGAAAGUCGCACGACAAUGAGAUUGUUCUGAUACGAGACCCGCAACUCAUUUACCGUUGUCGCCAAAUACCGAGACCUGCGUUACUUAAGGUAGCACCUUCGUGACAGCCCUCUAACAGCUUUCCCGGCAAAAAUCACAUGCAUUUGAUCAAAGCUAGGACCUAGCUGUCGCCUCGCGAAUUUAACGAAGCGAAGCAUUUUACGGCGUCUACAUACCUACCUUUCUACAUUUCUAUUCAAACCCGACCCGAGACGGAUAGCCCUUGUUUCUAACCAUACUGAUAUUCGACAUCUAAUCCAUUUUGCUAUCCCUAUAAAAUACCUAAAUAUGGGCCGCCCUCCGGCUUACAUAUUCAUAGUUAGGCACGGUAACCGCCUCGAUGCCACAGACAAGCAAUGGCACCUUUCCUCGCCUACUCCUUAUGACCCCCCUUUAACAUACGGAGGAUGGAUGCAGUCCAAGACCGUCGGAGCAAGGAUUGCUUCUAUUUUGCAAGAGAGAGAAGAAUACGAUGAGGCUGAGGCUGAGGCUGAGGCUGCCGCCGCCGAUCACAAACCCGACACGGCUUCUGUCAAGCAGAAGAAGCGCCGCUACAGGGUUGUGAUACAUAGUUCGCCAUUCCUUCGUUGUACACAGACAUCCGUAGCGAUAGCUGCUGGCCUGGCUUCGAGUUCCUCGGUUCCUGCGAUGGUAUCCGUCGAACGAUCUCCAUCUCCGCGCAAUACGCCAUCGCCGCCACCGAACUACGUCGAGAAAUCCGUUUUGCGACUCGACCCCUUCCUCGGCGAAUGGCUAUCCCCCGACUACUUCGAACAUAUUACGCCGCCCCCUAAAUCGAGCCUGAUGCUGAUGACUGCGAAAGCCGAGCUUUUGCGGAGGGAAAACUACAACGAUUACCCUCACUUUCACAGUCGACAUGCUCCAAAUGCUCCGACUCAGUUAUGGAAUGCUUCCGCUGGUCGAGGGAGCCCCUUAGCGACAUCUAUGACCCCCAGUUCCGAUGUUCCUUCUGGACUUGAAACCCUUUCUGCUCUGAAGGGUGGCUUGCCAAAAGUCUCGAGCGAAUCGGCUGGACACCUGGACCCGAAGGCCGCACAUAAGGUUUCCUCUGACCCGUCUUGGAAUCCAGGUUACGUAGCUCCCGUUCCUUCAUAUGCUCUCUCAACUAGCGAGCCUAUCCCGAAGGGCUAUUCUGCACAUGCCCGCGACGCCUGUGUCAACAUCGACUACCAAUGGGACUCUAGUAGGGACAAUCUAGGCUGGGGAGAGGGGGGUGUCCUACCUGAAGAUUGGGCGGCGAUGCAUCAGAGGUUUAGGAAAGGGUUGUGUCGGUUAGUCGAGUGGUAUAGUACUACGGAAAAUCCGGGAGAGAUGGUGACCAAAACGGUCUCCAAUCCGAAAUCGGUUCAUCCUCCGCAAAAGGGGGGUAGCUCUGGUGGUCUAGCCGUUAGCGACGAUCAGGAAGUUGAGAUCGAAGACGUAGUUGUCCUUGUUUCUCAUGGUGCUGGUUGCAAUGCUCUCAUCGGUGCCAUCACGCAUCAGCCUGUGCUGAUUGAUGUUGCGAUGUCGUCGAUUACGCUGGCGCAGCGAAAACCCGAAUUCGAUGACGGGGUAAAUUUAAAGAUCUAUAAUGGACACGCUUCUUCGGUCGAGGAACCUCUAUCAACCAAGCGGCCUACGAUGUCGGAAAUGUUCGAACUGAAGCUAUUCGCUAACACAGAACAUCUCCAUUCUCCCAUGGCCGCGCCCAUCAUCAGCCGUUCUUCUUCGUCCGGCAGCCGUAAUUCUCAUGGUCGACUUAACAAUGGCUUUAGUUCCGCGCUACAGGAUGUCAAUUUGGCCGCUUCGUUAUACGGAAGUCCGACGCUGGGUAGCCGCAGCACUUCAGUCAACGCGUCGCUCGGUAGUAUGCGAAGAGGGUCCCCGGUGCUGGGGUCUUCCAUUCGGCCGACGGUCCCUAACGGUACGAUCAGCGGAGGAAUAACUGUCGGCAGCGGCGUCUCUAGUUUCCCGUCGACCCGAGCGAAUCGAUCAGGUUCGAUAGGUCUAUGGACACCGCCAACUCAAGAAGAUGAGGUGGGGAUGAAGGUAGAAACGCCGUCGCUGACGAUUCCCAAACAUGAAGGUGGGGUACCAAAGGGAAAGGUCGAGGCAUCCCCAAAGACGCAAGCGCAUGGCUCUAAUUCUAACAACGUGGAGUCUAGAGAGUCGACGGAUAAGGUCGCCUCGAAACCAGACAAACUAGACUCGCAAUCCGAACAUGGCGAAGAGCACGACAGCUUUGACGAGAAUGCGUUUCCGAGCCUCUGGCCCGGCACAAAUAACGGGGGCCUCUGGGGUUCGCCCCGACCACCAGGAGAAGCCGAAAGAAUCCGGGAUUUCAGCUCGACGAAACGACGAUGGACGGUCAACGAACGAUGAAUCCCGGUCCCUCCCAACGAAAUUCGACUUGCUUAGAAGGAUCCAAAUUACUAACAUUCGAUGGGUUUUCUCUCGAAUCUUGAACGAGACAACGCCCUACCAAAUAUUAUCUAUCCAAAAGUGACGGCUAACCCAGCGCAUCGGACGGCGGCAUCGACAACUCGAAAAAUUUCUAGGCAUAUUAGCGAAUCUUUUAAUGGACUGUACUAUUUCUCUAUUUUCUUAGCCCCCGGAGUAUAUAUGUCGUUGAUAUCGUGGGCAAUUCCUAAAAAAAGGAGGUCGGCGUCUUCAAACUUUCCACUCUACCCAUACCCAUCUCUUUAACUCCCCUAUUUCGUGGUUGUUUCCUGUUUUUUUUUUUUUUUUGAGAAGAUACCUCUCGGUCUGUCGAUAUUUGCAUUGCCCUAGGGAAUAAGAAAGGGGUCCGAGUGAGAGAAGGACCCGAGGGCUGGAGUUCAAAUUGUAGUGAUAUCAAAUGAAGUGUGCUAAGUUAGGAACGCUUGAGGAAAGCUCGGGGAAUACUUGGCUAUCCAUGAUCCAUAGAUGAAUGAGUGAAUUCUACAUCAUCAGGAACUGGAUAUCUAUGAGACCUACUUGUUGAGUGACUUAUAAUGUAUGAUGCGUAAUGUCUUAUCUUGACUUGCUAAACUUUGAUUGGUGGCAUAUCGGUUAUACGAUUCUCAAAUACACCUAUUGCCGACAUGUUGGGAU